AUGGCAAGAAGAAGCUCGAGAAAUGUCCCGAAGAACAUCUCUACACUGAAGUCGCAGCUUUACAAGAGGACUCAUGUUCGUCCUCGUCCAUGCAGGACCAUCAUGACCCGCAGCCAGUGUAACACCAGCUUCUUCCACAGGCUGCCGUCUGAGCUGUUCAACAUCAUCCUGGAUAAACUGACUGUGCUGGAUAUCAGUGUGUUCACCAUGGUUUCCAAGGACAUCACAAGAUUUGUUGUGGACUACAUCUCCACUAUGACCUGGAAGAACAAAAUGAUCAUCCACAACUUUCACUACUCCACCUGCCUGGAACGGAGAUCAUCUAUUGGACAUUACAGAGACCUGGGUCUGUUGUUCAAGAGAUGUACCCUGUUGCUACCCACAAAGGAAAGGUUAAAGUUUAUCUUCAGCAGGUUUUCACAGAUUCCCUGCUUCAUGCUGGAGCAGUGUUUGGCACAAGUCUGCAUUGGUUUCUCCUGCUAUGGGGUCUUCCUCCAGACUCUGAUCGCAGGGUGGGAUGAGUUAGAGUGCCACAGAGUGUUCAUCUUUCUCUGCGAACACACAAAUCUGCUGCAAAAAAUGGAGGCAGUCAUCAUCGGCAAACCAGGGGCAAGGUGGUACCAGGAGCUGCAGCUCCGUCUUUUCUGCCGCCAGGUUCUCUUGGACCCGUGGCCAAACCAGCCAGAGUGUCAGUUCUGGCUAAUGCAACUCCUGAAGCCCUGGCCUUUGGUUUGCCAGGCACGUUUACUGUUUAUCCUAUACGGACCUCUGCUGACUGAGGGCACCCUGGGAUGGCAGGAUAUGGUGGAGAGGGGACUGCCUCACAACGAUCUGUGGGAUCUUGCCAGGGCUUUCCUCCUGCUUCUAGGCAAAAUGGAGGUCGAAUGCCAGACCUCUAAUUCAAUGCUUGCAAUCUUGGAGGAGCUCAUUGUCAUUCCCCAACAAUGGCAUGUAGAGAAUGUGGCUCGUCUGUUGGUGCUGUGUGGCAGCAGUUUCAGCUACUCUGUUCUGGCCAGCAAGGCCAUCAAUGGACGACUUCCUGAGAUCUCAAGACUCCUCGUGUACAUCAUACUGGUGUGCGAGAAGGACGGCUAUCACAUGUCCUGGGUGGUGAAGUUGGUGCAGCAGAUCUUCAAGGUCCUCAGCACACCUCCUGAAAAGUUCUGCCUCAUCCAACAGCUGGAGAACAUGUUCUCACAGGUCACCAGGGAGUUUUUUGAGUUUAGUGUUACAGGAAAUCAUCUGGACAACAGAGAGACUUUCCAGACCCUGUGUAUCCUGUUGGACUCCAGUGCUCACUUCCACACUAAAUUCCUCCACAUGCUCCUCAAAUAAUAAGUUGGAAAAUUAGAAGUAACGAAACAUGAAACAUAGGAUGGAGAGCUGAGAUCUGCUAAACUGAAGGCGAGUACCUCUCUUGAAAAGAUUAAUAGGGAGAAAAGGAGCUUUGAAACGGUAUUAGGAUGGAGGUGAAGAUGAACCUGAACAUGUGGAAUAUGCUUCACAGUGAACUGUUUUCUGUAUACAACACUGCAUUUGUUGGUCGAAAACAGAACUGUUUCAUUACCUGAGCCGAGCACCAUGGUUGUUUUCUUAACAUUAAAGUUAAAAAAUCUUGUUCACCUUCAACAUCUUGCAAGUUCACUUUUGUAAUCUUAAUUUAUUAACACUGAACACAAUGUAUUGACACUAUUUAUUACAGUAUUUAAUAUUUAUUUUUAUUGAACCUCUGUAAAUGUGAUAUAAUGAUUCCAUUGUUUUUAUACAAUUUAUUAAAUUGUCAUAUUUAUCUUCUUGUACAUAUGUUUAUGUGUUUGAAGAUUUUUCUGGCAGGAUUUGAUGCUGCCCUCUUAUAAAUACAGAAACACAGCAUGCACUCAGCAGAUACCCCUUUAUUAUCCCUCAGUCAGGACCAGAUUCAGCAGAAAACUAUUUCCAAAAAAUACAGAGGUGACAAAAUCAAAUCGAUUAACUUCUGUCACGGAAUAAAAAAGUAGUAGCUUUUAUAAAGAUGUUUACAUGUUACUUGAAGUAGAAACAAUAAAAAGGACAUUUUCACUGUACAGCACGUUUUUAAAUUGCAUUCAGUAUGUCAGUAAUGACAUGUAAUUAAUUUCUCUCCAGUGGGCGCUUUAAAUGAGUAGUAGCACUCACAG
This is a messenger RNA of Labrus mixtus (cuckoo wrasse), 2156 nucleotides long. Its product is annotated as F-box only protein 47-like. The transcript is spliced from 10 exons. Bases 1 to 1335 code for a protein of 444 amino acids. NCBI's taxonomy places the organism in Eukaryota, Metazoa, Chordata, Actinopteri, Labriformes, Labridae. Gene Ontology annotation, molecular function: protein binding. The record is from RefSeq and is a predicted model, not a curated record.